AUGACUGCAAGUGAAAUUGUGAAAAAACGCAAAUUAGAUUCGCCUAAUAGGGGCUCUCCGGCCGGUUCAAAGGUUUUCGCACCAUUCAGAGUGAUCGGUAAUAUCAGCAAUAGGACGCCUUUUGCCGUUGGAACCCUGGGAUCUACAUUCUACAUUGUUACUAGUGUGGGGAAAAGUUUUCAGAUUUAUGAUGCUAAUAACCUGCACUUGCUGUUUGUUUCACAGAAAGAGACAUCUUCGACUAUAACAGCUUUCGCUACGCACUUCCAUUACGUAUAUGCUGGUUUUGGUAAUCAGGUGGGAAUAUUCAGACGUGGAAUCCAGGAACAUUUGAUCGAACUAGAUGGUGAUGUGAUUGUACAACAAUUGUGUGUCUUUGGUAACUUUCUCUGUGUCUCGACAGAUGAUAACGCUGUUCACAUCUAUAAGAAAGCAUCAAACCAGGAUAAGUAUGCCACAGAAUUUUAUACAAAAUUGACUGUUGGUGAGUUGCAAGGUGGUGCCAUUGUCUCAUUAAUCCAUCUAGCCACUUAUCUGAACAAAAUUAUCAUUGUCACUAAAUCCAACUUAUUGUUAUUCAACAUCCGUACUGGCAAACUCCUUUACACAUCUGAUGAGUUUCCUGAUCAAAUUACAACUGCAGAGCCAGCUCCUGCGCUGGAUGUUCUGGCCCUGGGAACCGUCUCUGGGGAAGUGAUACUCUUCAAUAUGAGAAAAGGCAGAAGGAUUCGUACAAUUAAGAUCCCACAGGCCAGAAUUUCCUCAUUGUCCUUCAGGACUGAUGGUUCAGCACAUUUGAGUGUCGGAUUGGGUAACGGUGACCUGAUCUUUUAUGACCUGGAUAGGCGCUCAAGAAUUCAUGUUCUAAAGAAUAUACACAAGGAAUCCUUCGGCGGUGCCAGCAAAGCUUGCUUCUUGAAUGGACAGCCAAUUGUCGUGACAUCAGGUGGUGAUAAUCAGUUGAAAGAGUACGUUUUCGACCCUUCUUUAUCACAGCAAGAUGGUGAAGUUGUUGUUCAGCCACCAAGAUUUCUACGUUCGAGAGGUGGUCACUCUCAACCUCCAUCGUUAAUCACAUUUGCAGAUUCCAAUUCUCAUUUCCUGCUAUCAGCCUCUAGAGAUAGGUCACUAUGGGCUUUUUCGCUUAGAAAAGAUGCCCAAUCGCAAGAGUUGUCACAGAGACUUCAUAAGAAGCAGGAUGGUGGGAGAAUUGGAGGUAGCACUAUAAGGGAAAAGUUUCCUGAGAUAACUGCAAUGGCUGUAGAGAAUGCUAGGGUUGGUGAGUGGGAGAAUAUUUUGACAGCACAUAAAAAUGAUAAAGAUGCACGCUCCUGGGACAUGCGUAACAAGAGAGUUGGUCGUUGGACGUUUAAUACAACCGAUGAUGGUUUUGUAAAGGCUGUCGCUAUAUCGCAAUGUGGUAACUUCGGUUUUGUGGGGUCUUCUAAUGGAAGUAUAGUAAUUUACAAUAUGCAAAGUGGGAUCUUGCGAAAGAAGUACAAGUUGCAUAAGAAGGCUGUUACAGGAAUUGCCCUUGACGGUAUGAACAGGAAGAUGGUCUCCUGCGGUUUAGAUGGGAUAGUCGGAUUCUACGACUUUAACAAAUCAACACUUUUGGGUAAACUACAAUUAGAGGCGCCUAUUACAUCGAUGGUUUAUCAUCGCUCAUCAGAUCUAUUCGCCUUAGCUCUUGAUGAUCUUUCUAUCGUGGUCAUUGAUGCCGUUACUCAGAGAGUUGUUCGUCAGUUAUGGGGUCAUACCAACAGAAUUACAGCUUUUGAUUUCUCUCCAGAUGGACGCUGGAUUGUGUCAAGUUCCCUGGAUUCGACGAUUAGAACCUGGGAUUUGCCUACUGGUGGCUGCAUAGACGGUGUUAAGUUGGAGUCUGUCGCUACUAGCGUCAAGUUCUCACCCAGUGGUGAUCUAUUGGCUACCACGCAUGUCACAGGUUGCGGAAUUUGUAUCUGGACCAACAGAGCACAAUUCAAGGCAAUUUCCACUAGAACUAUAAAUGAGGAAGAAUUUACCAAAUUAUUGCUACCUAACUCUUCGGCAACUGGGGGUGGAUCAGCUCUAGAAGGUGCAUUUGACGGCUCAUCCGCCGAGGGUGACGACCAGGAUUUCACAAGCUACCAAUCAGUUGAUCAGAUAAGCGAAGGUCUUGUGACACUAUCCCUUGGCCCUAGAAAUAAGAUGCAUACCCUUCUUCAUCUGGAUGUCAUCAAACAACGGUCAAAACCAGUGGAACCACCUAAAAAACAAGAGGCCGCACCAUUCUUUUUGCAAUUGUCUGGUGAGAAAGUUGGUGACGAGGCAUCUGCGAGAGAGGGUGUCUCUCAGGAAAGUCCUGAGGCUAUCCAAAAGCGUCAAGAAAUGGAAGCUAAAUCACUGACAGCCGAAGAACAGCUUAAUAAGUUUAAACCAACUGGUCGUUUAGGUUUUGAGUCUAAAUUCACAAAGCUGCUUAGAGAAAGCUCUGAGAUAGGUGACUAUGCCAGCUUCUUGAAAUAUUUGAUUAGUCUUUCACCUGGAUCAGUUGAUCUCGAAAUCAGGUCACUAGAUUCAUAUGAGCCAUUUUCCGAGAUGAUUUGGUUCAUCAACGCUCUGAAACAAGGUCUUGAGUCGAAUAAGAACAUUGACCUAUAUGAAGCUUUCAUGAGCUUACUAUUCAAGGCCCAUGGUGACGUUUUACAUGCAAAUAAUCAGAAUGAGGACCUCAGGCUUGCGCUUUCGGAGUGGCAGUCAUGCCACACUGCAGGGGACAAUCUUGACAAUCUCAUUAAAUAUUGUGCUGGUGUUAUCAAUUUCAUAUCUGGUGUUUAG
This is a messenger RNA of Torulaspora delbrueckii, 2823 nucleotides long. It is a transcript of the gene UTP21, whose product is annotated as rRNA-processing protein UTP21. Gene Ontology annotation, biological process: rRNA processing. Gene Ontology annotation, molecular function: protein binding. Gene Ontology annotation, cellular component: small-subunit processome; Pwp2p-containing subcomplex of 90S preribosome. The transcript has a single exon. The coding region runs from base 1 to 2823 and encodes 940 amino acids. The record is from RefSeq and is a predicted model, not a curated record. NCBI's taxonomy places the organism in Eukaryota, Fungi, Ascomycota, Saccharomycetes, Saccharomycetales, Saccharomycetaceae.